Molecule: messenger RNA, 1382 nt
Organism: Cyprinodon variegatus (sheepshead minnow)
Lineage: Eukaryota; Metazoa; Chordata; Actinopteri; Cyprinodontiformes; Cyprinodontidae
Gene: ankrd22
Product: ankyrin repeat domain 22
Exons: 6
Coding region: 90-665 (191 amino acids)
Molecular function (GO): protein binding
Source: RefSeq, a predicted model, not a curated record
CGGAGUUUUAUUUUGAAAGGCAGACACCGGACUUGCUGGCGCUUACGUGUCGGGGCGUGGAUGCAUUGGCCAGGUGUGUUUCUGCCGUCAUGGGGCUGGUGUACUCUGAGCCGGCCUGUCAGGCGGCCUAUGGCGGAGACCUCCAACAGCUCUAUGGGAUCCUGAAGGAGAACCCGACCCUGAUAGACGUUCAGGACCAACACACUGGGGACACGCCGCUCAUUGCUGCUUGUCGUAAUGGUAACCUGAAUGUGACGAAGUAUCUGCUGAACAAUAAGGCCAAUACCCAGCUGACCAACAAGAAACAGAGGACGUGUCUUCACUACGUGUCUAAGAGGACUUUGUCUCUUCUGGACUACCUGAUGAUUUCCAUCCUGAUGCCUAUCCUGCUGCUGGGAUACUUCCUCCUGCUGCAGAAGCAGAGGAAGAGUGUGGAGCUGAUGGAGGCCGUGCUGAGCAGCAAUGUCAAUAUUGACGCCAUUGACUAUAAAGGCAACACGGCGCUGCAUUACGUCUGUCAGAGGAAAAGCCACCGACUAGUUCCUCUGCUGUUGAAGCGGAAUGCCAAAACGGACGUCAGGAAUAAAGAUGGAGAAACUCCUCUGGACAUCGCCAUCAGGCUGCAGUUCACUAAGAUUGUUAACAUGCUCAGGAAGGAAAACUGAUGGAGACCAAACAGAUGUCAAACUUCUGCUGAAGAAAAGACACUAAUCUCAGACUUUGAGCUAAAACAGGGUGAUAGUUACUGUGCUACGCAACGCUGGUGCUUGGUGUGCUAAUAAAGGCUAACAUGUGGUGUGUUAAACUGGGCUAAAUAUUUCUGUGCUAAGCUAGGUAAAUGGUUUCUGUGCUAAGUUUAGGUUAAUUAGCUGUGUCUAAAAUCAGGGGCUGCAUCCUUCAAAGGCUAACUAAGUAAUGAAGCUGGUCCUAAUUUUAAGGCUCCUCUAAAUGCAGCCCUCUUUUCCAGACUUUAAUAUGUGACUGAUGUUUGCUUUGUGGCCCGCUCUGGUUUAAGAUUAAUUGAGUGAAAUGGGUGAAACUGGUGGCAAAAACUGUGAUUAACUUUUUAUAAGAAAUCUAACUUUACACCAUCUCAGUUUGGCUAACGGCUUCUGUGCUAACUAUGGUAAUGCUUUCUGUGAUUAGCCUAGCUAGCCAUUUCCAUAUGAAUCUGUUGAAGUUUUUGUGUUAAACUUGUUGCAGUGCUAAGCUAGGCUAAUUGUAAUGUGCUAAAGGAGGAUAAUGAUUUGCUUGUUAAAUUAGGGUAUUUAUUUCUUUGCUGAGCUAGACUAGUGAAUUUUUAGAAGUUACAAAACCAGUACUAUUAAAGGAAAAGUCAAGUCACUAUGAAUAAUCAAAGGAUCAUUAUCUAUACCUAAAAC